UUCUCUCUGCAAUAACUCAGUUAUUACUUAUCAGACACUUCUCUCGUUUUUCAACUUUCCCCCAAAUCGCUGAUUUUUCUCAAUCAAAAAUUCCGAAAACCCUAGAAAUAUUUAACUUGCUUCAAAUCCAUUUGGGGAAGAAGAUGAAGAUUAUGGUAGCAAUUAAGCGCGUCGUCGAUUAUGCCGUCAAAGUUCGAGUUAAACCUGAUAAGAGUGGAGUGGAGACGAAGAAUGUGAAAAUGUCGAUGAAUCCAUUUUGUGAGAUAGCGUUGGAAGAGGCGCUUAAAAUUAGGGAGGCUGGGUUGGCGUCGGAGGUGGUGGCAGUGAGUAUGGGACCAACUCAAUGUGUGGAUACUCUCAGGACGAGUCUAGCUAUGGGAGCUGAUCGAGCUAUACAUGUGGAAUCGUCGUCGUCUGAUCAUCUUUACCCGUUGAAUGUUGCCAAGUUGCUUAAGGCACUUGUUGAUGCCGAGAAGCCGGGGCUUUUGAUACUUGGCAAACAGGCUAUUGAUGAUGAUUGCAACCAAACAGGACAAAUGGUGGCAGGUCUGCUUAAUUGGCCCCAAGGGACAUUUGCAUCAAAGGUUGUGCUGGACAAGGAAAACCAAACAGCAACAGUUGACAGAGAGGUGGAUGGUGGUAUUGAGACGCUAUGUUUAGACUUACCAGCAGUUAUAACUACUGAUUUAAGAUUGAACCAGCCCAGAUAUGCUACACUACCCAAUAUAAUGAAGGCAAAAUCAAAGCCUAUAAAGAAAGUGACUCCUGAGGAGCUGAAUGUGCAUAUAAGAUCUGAUUUAGACGUGGUCGAAGUUUCUGAACCUCCAAAGAGGAAAGCAGGGGUCAUAUUGUCUUCUGUGGAUGAGCUGAUAGACAAGCUUAAAAAUGAAGCUCGUGUCAUAUGAUACCACAGUGAACCACAUAUGUGGCUGAGAUUCCCAAAGUUGUACAUGUUAUCGCUUUGACAGUUAAUGGUCCACUUGAAACUGAGAAUGAAUAUCUGGGCAGAUAACUCCAUUUUGUAUGUAUGUAUACUUUCUUAACAAAGUCGCAUGUUGGCUCUUGUAUAUUUAUUUCUGAAUUAAGUUACUAAUGAAAACAAUUAUAUACUUUUCACUCUUUAAA
Beta vulgaris subsp. vulgaris (sugar beet) is the source of this 1125-nucleotide messenger RNA. Its product is annotated as electron transfer flavoprotein subunit beta, mitochondrial. Lineage: Eukaryota; Viridiplantae; Streptophyta; Magnoliopsida; Caryophyllales; Amaranthaceae. The record is from RefSeq and is a predicted model, not a curated record. Bases 144 to 905 code for a protein of 253 amino acids. The transcript has 5 exons. Gene Ontology annotation, molecular function: electron transfer activity. Gene Ontology annotation, cellular component: cytosol.